Meloidogyne enterolobii is the source of this 1830-nucleotide messenger RNA. The record is from the annotation of a GenBank genome assembly. Lineage: Eukaryota; Metazoa; Nematoda; Chromadorea; Rhabditida; Meloidogynidae.
AUGGUUGACGGUAAUAUUUAUUUUGUUGCUGGGUCUGAAAGAAAUAUUUCUUUUAUUGUAUCAACUGGCUCUAAUAUACAAUUUGGGAAUACAAAUAUAAUGAAUUUACCCAAUUCGACGGAAGUUGCUGCAGUACGUAAUUUACUUUUAAAUGCUCAAGAACGUAUGCUUGGAUUCGAGAAUACUUUACAAACAUCUAAUUUAGAGUGGCAAAAUAAAAUGAAUGAAAUACUUCAAAAGCAUUCAUUAUUAACCAAACAAAUUUCGGCACAAGUAAAUGACACUUAUCAAAGGGCUCGGACCAACAGACGGGCUCGUUUACUUAUUUUAAAGCUUACAAAGCAAAUAGAACGUCUUUUCAAACUUAUGGCUACAGAUGAAUGUUUAAUAGGUGGUGCUGAUAAUUGUAAAAAUGGAGGUGGAAAGCAUUGUGAAAUACGUGUUGAUGAAUGUGCCAUGUACACCGAGACAGCAAUUGGCUGUCAAAACGGUGCGAAAUGUACCAACAAUCCUAAAAUAUCCGGAUUUACUUGUAAUUGUACAUCUGGAUGGCAUGGACUUCUUUGUGAACAUAAAGAAAAUACUUGUGAUGGUGCCGAUGAUAUUUGUGGCACUAAUGGGCAUUGUAUUCCGAGUCGGAGCAGGAAUGGUUUACAUUGUUUGGAUUUUGAUGAAUGUGCAAAUGAUUUAACAAACGAAUGUUCUAAACAACCACCAGUUGAAUGUAUAAAUAUUCAUGGAAGUUAUAAAUGUGGAGAAUGCCCAACUGGAUAUUUGUCAAAAGGAGAGAAACAAGGCCAAAUUUGUCAAAAAAUUGAUAUUUGCAAUAAUCCCCCAUUAAUUAAUGGAGGGUGCUCUCCAUUAGCUAAAUGUGUUAAUGAACCUGAAUUUCGUUGUAUUUGCCCUAUGGGAAUGAUUGGAAAUGGAAUUGGGCCAGAUGGUUGUGAAAAUCCAAAAAUAAAUGGAACUGAUGAGGAGAAUUUGUGUUUAGAAAAUAAUAAAUAUUGUUUAAAUGGAGGGACUUGUCAAGCAAUUUCUUCAACAAAAUUUAGGUGUUUAUGUCCAGAAACACAUUAUGGGGUUCAUUGUGAACACCCAAACCCUUGUCUUUCACGACAAUUUUGUUCUGGCCAUGGACGGUGUCAAAAAGAUCCUUUGGGGUGUAUUUGCUUUAAAGGCUUUUAUGGGCCACGUUGUCAAUUUCAGGAAGAUGGAUGUGGUUUUCAUACUUCGAAUGAGACGGGAGAAUUAAUUUAUGAACGGACUGCCCCUAGUCCAUUGUUCGAUAGAUGGACUUGUACUUGGCAUAUAGAAAUGUUUGACACUAGAAAAGUAAUUAGUAAUUCUUUAAAUUUUAAAAUUGUUGUUGUUAUCAUAGAGACAAUAAACCAAACAAUUAAAAAAUAUAUACUAAAAAAUUAUUUCAUUACUCAGGUUUUACAAAUAAACUUUCUCAAUCUGACAGCUCCUCAUUUAUUUGAAGUUACAUCAAAGGGAUGUGAAAACGCUUUUGUUACCUUAACUAUUUUUGAUGGCGCUGAUCCAUUACAAAGCCCUACACUUGCUUCUACACAAAUUGUAAAUAUGUGUCAUGGAGAGGAUUUUGAAACGCCCUUUAAACACCCACUUUUUACUUCAACUAAUAAAGCAGUUAUUCGUUUAAGCAGUCGAAUUCAAGGUCGAAGUACUUUUUUACAUCUAAAUUGGACAGCUAAAAAGCCAAGCUGUGGGGGCAGGUUUUCCAGUCCUAAUGGGGGAAGGAUUGACUAUUAUUUAGAAGAUUCUAGACGAGAUGAGGAGGAAUUGGGGGAUAAAGCCUGUAUUUGGUAA